This is a messenger RNA of Entrophospora sp. SA101, 591 nucleotides long. The record is from the annotation of a GenBank genome assembly. Lineage: Eukaryota; Fungi; Glomeromycota; Glomeromycetes; Entrophosporales; Entrophosporaceae.
AUGUUUUAUGUUUACGUGUUGGAGUGUGCUGAUAACAAGUAUUAUGUUGGUGAAACUAUGGAUAUCGAUAGGAGAUGGGAAAUGCAUAAGAGUGGAAGGGGCUCAGGGUGGACAAGGAUAUAUGAACCAAUCAGGAUUAAAUGGUAUGGCCGUACCAAUAAUAGAUAUUUAGAGUUUGCAAAAACUCUUGAAUAUAUGGAAACAUAUGGUAUUGAUAAUGUAAGAGGUGGUCCUUACUGUAGUAUAUUUUUGGGAGAAUGGAUUAUGGGGUUUAUUUACAAUAGAUUAUCUGAUACAUGUUUUGACUGUGGUAGGAGAAUUAGGAAUGGUCAUUAUAAUGGCUGUCCAAAUUGUCAUAAUUGUGGCCGCAGACAUUAUGGUUGUUGUUGUUACCUAUGCGGUAAACCUGGUCAUUUGAGCGGUGAAUGUCGUAAUUGUUCUAGAUGCGGUGGAAAUGAUCAUUUUAUUGAUGAGUGUAAUCAAUGUUACAAAUGUCGUAGUCGCAAUCAUUUUGGUAAUCGAUGUGGAAGUUGUUUAAAUUGUGGUGGAUACGGUCAUCAAACUAAUAAUUGUUAUUUACCUUAUUCCUAA